CGGAAGCGAAAGGGAAGCGGAGUAAAGCUCCGGAACAAAAGCAGCUAUGAAUAUCCUUCCGAAGAAAUCGUGGCACGUCAGAAACAAGGACAACGUAGCCCGGGUGCGGCGGGACGAAGCGGAGGCCGAAGCCGAGCGGCAAAGCCGGGAAGCCCGAGUCCUGCUUGCGGAACAGGAGGCCCGGACUGAAUACUUGCGUAAGAAAGCACGUCUGUCAGCCCCAGGAAGCAACAGCAGUACCUCGGACCUCCUGCCUUAUGACUCAGAAGGGCCUUCGCGACACAUCAACCUUUUCCAUGAGUUGCAAGAGGGCGGAAACAAAGAACAUGAGGAAGAGAAGAGGCAAGAGAAGGAGCGGCGGGAAAAGGCUUUGGGGAUCCUCACGUACUUGGGGCAAAGCUCAGCGGAGGCCCAAACUAGUCAGCCUUGGUACCAGGAGCCCCUGGAACGCAGCGAGGCUCUUGCCAAGGACAUGAAACUGAAAGGGAAGCUGGAUCCCCUGCUCGAGAUGGAAAAGCAUCUGCGAAAAAAGAAGAGCUCCCAGAAGGAAGGAAAGAAAGGGAAAGGGGAGCAGACGCAAAAGGAAAGCAGAGGGAACUUGGCAGUAGGGCCAUCAUCAUCCUCUCUAGAAAAGCUGCGGCAGGAACGGCUGCGGCGUGAGCAGGCAGAACGAACCCGGGCAGAGGCUCUUCUGGCCCAGAGAGCAGGAAAGCCCCUUCCUGGGGAGGCAGAGGAGGAAGUGGACGAAAGGAAACGCGGCUACAACUCCCAGUUCCACCCGCAGCUGGCACGGAAGAGGGUCUGGGAGCCACAGUGA
Euleptes europaea (tarantolino) is the source of this 817-nucleotide messenger RNA. RefSeq names its product leukocyte receptor cluster member 1 (gene LENG1). The transcript has 4 exons. The record is from RefSeq and is a predicted model, not a curated record. Bases 47 to 817 code for a protein of 256 amino acids. Lineage: Eukaryota; Metazoa; Chordata; Lepidosauria; Squamata; Sphaerodactylidae.